GAAAAUGUGCUUCGGGAGGAACCUAAUGUUCAGCAUCUGUUUCUACCGUUUCUACAGGGGAAACGGCGAGAGAGCUGCGAGAUGGCGAGUCCCGUGCUUGUGACUCCUGAGUCCAACAGCAAAGAUAAAAGCAGCCGUCACUAUCUGGUGGUCUGGAUAAACAACCUGCUGAAGACCCAAUUCAAAGAUGUGCGGCAGAUGGGUUCAGGUGCGUGCCACUGUCAGAUGAUGGACUUGGUCGUUCCCGGCUCUGUGGACAUGACCCAGGUGAAGUUUGAUGUGCAAAGUGACGACGACUGUAUGCACAACUUCGGUCUCCUCUGCAAGGCUUUCGACAAGAGCAGCAUCACUAAG
Notothenia coriiceps (black rockcod) is the source of this 354-nucleotide messenger RNA. Its product is annotated as microtubule-associated protein RP/EB family member 2-like. The transcript is spliced from 3 exons. Gene Ontology annotation, molecular function: microtubule binding. The annotation marks the transcript as partial. Lineage: Eukaryota; Metazoa; Chordata; Actinopteri; Perciformes; Nototheniidae. The record is from RefSeq and is a predicted model, not a curated record.